Messenger RNA from Xenia sp. Carnegie-2017, 1214 nucleotides. Its product is annotated as forkhead box protein G1-like. Gene Ontology annotation, molecular function: DNA-binding transcription factor activity, RNA polymerase II-specific; RNA polymerase II cis-regulatory region sequence-specific DNA binding. The record is from RefSeq and is a predicted model, not a curated record. The coding region runs from base 42 to 1214 and encodes 390 amino acids. Lineage: Eukaryota; Metazoa; Cnidaria; Anthozoa; Malacalcyonacea; Xeniidae. The transcript has a single exon. Gene Ontology annotation, biological process: cell differentiation; regulation of transcription by RNA polymerase II; anatomical structure morphogenesis.
UGAGUUCAAACACAUCGGGAAAAGAUUCUUCCAAAGAAGACAUGACAGAGGCAACAGCUACGGUUUCUGCAAGCAGUUUACGGUUUGAAACAGAGAAUUACAUUAAAUUCCGUUUCUCGUCAUGCAGUGUACCAAUAGGUGAAGAACAAUCAGCAGCAUCCACAAGCCACACACCUUACCGUUAUAUUCAGUUUCUUAAAGAAAUAAUUGAGAAUGCACCACACAAAAAGGUAACGUUAUCCAUAAUCUAUAAAGAUAUCAUCGAAAUGUUUCCUGUUUAUGCAACUGCUCCACCCUGUUGGUAUGCUCACGUUAAAGAAGUCUUAAGACACUUUGACUGUUUUGUUGAAAUACAUCGGAUAUCGAGUGAUAAAGAUAGCGAACGUUACUGGACAAUAGAUCCGGACUACCGUGAAAGUAUUAGUUGCAUCCAUAGUGUUUCACAAGAAGUGGAGAAUGCGCAACGGGUGCCAUCUUAUGAAAGACCAACUUGCAAUUACAUUAAACUAAUCCAGAUGGCAAUCAUGAGUUCAUCACGUAGUAAAAUGACAUGGCAUCAAAUUUGUGACUAUGUGCAGGAUAACUUCCCUUACUUCAUCGAUUGUGGAUUUGAUUGGCGUAAAGCGAUUAACAUAGCUUUAUCUAGGAACGACAAGUUUGUUAAAAUAGUUCGGAAAGAUAAAGUCAAUUGGCAUUUCUGGAAAAUGAACCCGAGUUUAUGUUAUAUCACUGGCGAAACGUAUGACAGUUUUAAUUUACGUAGACCAAGCAGAUUCAUUAGAGGGAAUGAAAUAAGAGCGCCAGCCUCCAUUGCACCGUCCGAGACAAACUUCCAGACAUUAAAUGAAAGACCAAUUGAAGUUAAUCCGGUUCUUAACAAAAACAUAGCUACUUCAUCAGCCUCCAAAAAAUCAAAUUCCCGCAAAAGAGCAAAUCUCAUUAAUGAUAGUCUUCCGACUUUAUCGAAUUCUUUGUUAGCCUCUAUACCCUCCAUACCCUUUAUACCAAAACUAAUUCCUUCUACGUAUGAAAGCCAGGACAGUACAAACAAUACUGUACAGUGUUCAUCCGCCUCUGUAGCUACACAACAAUAUAAACCUUUUAAAGCCCCUAUAUGUCAGCCUAUUACAUGCAUUCCUGAACAGUAUAAAAAGCCAUCAGCAAAUUAUAGAGAAUCAUUAGAUGACGAAGAAGACCCAUUUUACACUAGAUAA